Molecule: messenger RNA, 5016 nt
Organism: Malassezia japonica
Lineage: Eukaryota; Fungi; Basidiomycota; Malasseziomycetes; Malasseziales; Malasseziaceae
Gene: mug81
Product: RNA helicase
Exons: 1
Coding region: 1-5016 (1671 amino acids)
Molecular function (GO): nucleic acid binding; ATP binding
Source: RefSeq, a predicted model, not a curated record
AUGGAGGCGCGGCAGGUCCAUGCGCUGGUGGACGGCCGCCUGGCGCCGCUGCCGGCGCCCAAGUACAAGGCGGCAGAGAGCGCACCGAUAGAAGGACACGGUGCACCGCCGCCGGCCAUCUGGGCACGGCUUGCGGCGCGCGCGCCGGCGGCGGCGCCGCCGCCGCCGAGCGAGAACGGGGCCGCUGCGCUGCUGAUCCGCCACAUGGAGGGCAUGUACAGCGACCGCGCGACGCUCGAGCGCAUGCUGCAGGGCGCCGUCGACGCGCUGCGUGUCUCCGAUGCGGAGCGCGGCGCGGAGCAGCUCGCGGAGCUCGUUGGGUUCGAGCACCUCGAGCUCGUCACCGCGCUGCUGGCGAACCGCGAAGCGUCGGCGCUGCACGUUGCGCGCGAGCUCGCGCAGCGCGCGUCCGGCGUCGGCUCGAGCCACGAGCCGCUGAACCUCGCGCCGGCCGUCGAGGCGGAGCAGUACCCCAAUGUUUUUACGAGCGGCGAGCAGAGCAACGUGCUCACCGCCGGCGGCUCGCGCUUCUCGCUGCCCGUCGGCACAACGCGCGUGCACGAAUCCUUCUUUGAAGAGGUCACGAUCCCGCCGAGCAGGCCGCUGCCAUUUCGCACCACCGAGCGGCUGGUCCCGCUCGAAGAGAUGGACGCGCUGUGCAAGGGCGCGUUCAAGUCGUACAAGACGCUCAACCGCUUGCAGAGCGCCGUAUACCCGGUGGCCUACCAGUCGAACGAGAACAUGCUUGUCUGCGCGCCGACCGGUGCGGGUAAGACGGACGUCGCGAUGCUCUCGGUCCUGCGCUGCGUCUCGCGCUUUGCACGCGUAAACGGCGAGUCGAUCCACGUCGACCGCGACGCGUUCAAGAUCGUGUACGUUGCGCCGAUGAAGGCGCUCGUCUCGGAGAUUGUCGGAAAGUUCUCCAAGCGCCUGCAGUACCUCGGCGUCAAGGUGCGCGAGCUGACCGGUGACAUGCAGCUCACCCGUCGCGAAAUCGCCGAGACGCAGAUGAUUGUCACGACGCCGGAAAAGUGGGACGUAGUGACACGGCGGCCGACCGGAGACGGCGAGCUCGCACUGUCGGUGCGCCUGCUCAUCAUCGACGAGGUGCAUCUCUUGCACGAAGACCGCGGCGCAGUCAUCGAGACGAUCGUCGCACGCACGCAGCGCCUCGUCGAGUCGACACAGAGCAUGAUCCGCAUCGUCGGCCUCUCAGCGACACUGCCCAACUACGUCGACGUUGCCGACUUUCUCGGCGUGAACCGAUACCGCGGCCUGUUUUACUUUGGCUCGUCGUUCCGCCCCGUGCCGCUCGAGCAGCACUUUAUCGGCGUGCGCGGCAAGAAUGGGUCGGCGCUCGCACGGAGCAAUCUCGACCGCGUCGUCUACGAAAAGGUGCUGGCACUCGCCGAAGAGGGGCACCCCGUCAUGGUGUUUGUCCACACCCGCAAAGAUACCGUAAAAACUGCCCAGGCCCUCCUCGAGCUCGGCAAGGACGACGGGCUGCACAGCCUGCUCACCGACGACCGCGACAGCACGCGCUUCGACCGCGACAUUGCGCAGAGCCGCAACCGCGAGCUGCGCGAACUGUUUGAGCACGGCAUCGGCAUCCACCACGCGGGCAUGCUCCGCAGCGACCGCGACCUGGCAGAAAAGACGUUUGCGGCAGGCGCGACGCGCGUCCUGUGCUGUACGGCGACGCUCGCGUGGGGUGUUAACUUGCCCGCCUACGCAGUCAUUAUCAAGGGCACCGACGUGUACAAUGCCGAGGCCGGACGCUUUACCGAUCUCGGCAUUCUCGACGUCCUCCAGAUCUUUGGUCGUGCAGGUCGCCCACAGUUUGAAGACGUGGGUGUAGGCUACAUCUGCACCGCGAACGAGAAAAUGUCGCACUACAUCGAGGCCAUUACCUCGUCGCAUCCAAUCGAGUCGCGUUUCCUCCAAGGCAUCGUCGACGCACUCAACGCCGAAGUCGCACUGGGAUCCGUGUCGAGCAUUGCCGACGGUGUGUCGUGGCUCGGCUUUACCUAUCUGUACACGCGCCUGAACAAGGCGCCGCUCGUGUACGGCAUCGACCUCCCGGACCUGGUCGCGGACCCCACGCUUACCGUGCGCCGCGAGCACUGGGUUGCGGCGGCCGCACGCGUCCUCGUCGAGCACGAAAUGGUCGUGAUGGACGCCAACGGGCGCCUGCAUCCCACCGCGGUCGGCCGCAUCGCCUCGCGCUACUACCUGCACUACAAGACCGUGGGCAUCUUCCAGGAGCGCCUGCGCAAUAACCUGCGCGAGGCGGACGCACUCGACCUCAUGAGCCGCGCCACGGACUUUUCGCAGAUCGCCAUGCGCGACAGCGAAGAGCAGGAACUCGACGGGCUCCUGGACCGCAUCCCGUGCGAAGUUCCGGGCGGCUCCAAGACGUCGCAAGGCAAGGUCAACAUCCUCCUGCAAGCGCAUGUGUCUAAUCUGUACAUUGACGACUUUGCGCUCGUGUCCGACUCGCGGUACGUCGCGCAGAAUGCAGGGCGUAUCCUCCUUGCCCUCUUUGAUCUGGCGCUCGAUCGCGGCUACGCAACGGCCGCAUUCUCGUUUUUGAACCUCGCCAAGUCCGUCGAGCACCGCCUUUGGCCGUUUGACCAUCCUUUGCGCCAGGUGUCGACGCUCAAUGCCGACGUCCUACACAAGGUCUCACAGUACACUGACGAGCUCGACAUGCCACAGAUUCGCGCACUGCCGAUCCACGACCUCGGCGAGCUCCUGCAUGCCAACGACCGCAUCGCCCACCUCGUGCACGACGCGGCGAUGCGCUUUCCGCAGCUGCUGCUCGCAGUGCGUGUGCGCCCUCGCCCGGAUGCGCACGUCCGCCUAGAGAUUGCGGUGCGCCGCGACUUUCUGUGGGACGAACGCCUGCAUGGCGGCUCGAUGCCAAUCAUUGUCUGGGUCGAAGACGGCGCACAGCGCGUCGUGUACGCAGACCGCAUCACGCUGCGCAACACGGUGCAGCCGCCGGGCGACCCAAACGCACCAGAUUGGACGCUCGAGGUCGACGUGCCGUGCGCGCCGCCGGCCGAGCGCCCGGCAGCGCAAGAGUCGUACUCGGUUGCGUGGUCGUCGCUCAGCUGGCUCAGCGCAGACGGGUCCGUGGACGUGUCGCUGGAGGACGUAUGGUGCCCGUCGCCUGCGCCGACGACGCCACUGUACAACCUGCCGCUCCUUGCGCUCGAGUCGUGCAUGCCGACCGCACGCGCCGCUGCCUAUGCUCGCGACGGCAUCGUGUCCUGGAAUGCGAUCCAGACGCAAGUCUUUCACACCGUUGCGCACACCUCGGGCAGUGUGCUUCUAUGCGCUCCGCUCGCAUCUGGGAAGCGCACCGUGGUCGAGAUGGCACUGUGGCGUGCCAGAAAAGCGCUUGUUAUCGUGCCUGACGACGUUGCGGCGCGCGCGUACGUCGGGUGCCUCGCCGCGCAUGCCCCGCAGGACGUGCGUGUUGGCCGCCGCGACGCCGAGGUGAUUGUCACGACGCCGUGGUCGCUCCCGAGCGACAUGCCGCCGCUGGUCGUGCUCCUUGACCUGCACCGCCUCGACGCGGCGUACGAGCUGGCGGUGAUGCAGCUUGUGCGGCAGCGCCCACAGCGUAUGAUUGCGACAUCGGCCUGCAUUGCUACGGCACAGAGCGUCGCGCAGUGGCUCAAUAUCCCGCCGCGGCACACGUACACGUUUGCUCCGGGCGAUCACCCGUACCCCGCGACGCUCGCGCUGGAUACCGUGGACGUUGCGUACUCGGAUGCACUCGUGCGUGCGUUUAUCAAGCCGGCCUACGACCACAUCAAGGCGGCGGGCAGUGACGACGGGCCGGCCCUCCUCUUUGUGUCGUCGCGCACACAGUGCAUGUUUGCAGCGCGUGAGCUCAUUGCGCGCCUCGCGACGGACCCGGGCGGCAUUCCCAUGCUGGCUGAUCCGGACAGCGUUGCGGUGCGGGCGCACUCCCCUGAACUUGGCCAUCUUUUGCGCCAGGGCGUCGGUGUGUGGCACCCCGGCUUUUCAGCCAGCGAUCGCCAGCUCGUGGAGGAGCUGUGUGCAGCCGGCAUCGUGCGUAUCGUCCUGUGCCCCCGCGAGACAAUGUACACUCUACCCAUGCGUGGCCACAUUGUGCUCGUGCUCGGCACGCAAUACAUGGUCCACUCGCGCGAGCACCGCAAAGCGCACGUCGCAGAGUACCCAGUGUGUGAUUUGCUGCAGAUGCACUCGCUAGCCGUGCGUCCCGCCGCCACGAGCCGCGGCCAGUGCGUCGUGUUGUGCCAGCAGACGCGUGCCGCGACGCUCGCACGGCACCUCCGCACGCCGCUCGCGCUCGAGUCGAGUCUGGAGGACGGCACGGCGCUCCUUGAUGCGCUCUGUGCCGAGGUGCGUGCGAAGCGCAUAAAAAGCCGCGAAGAGAUUGUUCACUGGCUCGGCGUGUCGUUUUUGGAGAAGCGCAUCACGGCGAAUCCGGUGCACUACGACGUCGCCUGUGCAGCACAGCAGGCUCCCCGCGCAGACGUCGCGGCAGCGCUGUCUGCGCGUGCCGACGCCCUCGUGCUUGCUGGCACCGGCCUCGGCGUGCUGAGCGAAGAAAAGACGCUGCACCUUACGCGCCUCGGCUCCAUGGCGCCGAAGCGCGCGAUCGAGCAAUGGUCUGCGCUUGCCGAGCACGUCCGCACCUGGGAGACGCUCCCAGAGGCAGUCGCCAAGUUUGUGCGCUCCAAGUCGUACACCGACGAAGAGGCGCCGGUGUAUGAAGCGCUGCAAAGGUCGAUUCCCCGGCCGGUGCUCGAGGCGGUGGGCGCGACCGGCGAAGUCGGCGUCGAGCAGGCCACGGCACUUGUCCUCGGCAGCUGGCUCGCGGACACGCAGCGCACGCACGCACGCACGACCGAUGCGCUCGUCGCCGCGGUCGGUGGGGCGUCGGCGGCAAAGAUUGCCGAGGCACGCGACAAGAUGCUCCUCGACCUGCUCACUGUCCAAAAAGAAAGUUCAUAG